Messenger RNA from Aspergillus puulaauensis, 399 nucleotides. RefSeq names its product nuclear transport factor 2 family protein. NCBI's taxonomy places the organism in Eukaryota, Fungi, Ascomycota, Eurotiomycetes, Eurotiales, Aspergillaceae. Bases 1 to 399 code for a protein of 132 amino acids. The record is from RefSeq and is a predicted model, not a curated record. The transcript has a single exon.
AUGGAUUCCUCCGAGAUCAAAGCUUGCGAGCACAAAACAUGGGACGCGCUCUGCAAAUCCGGCUCCGCCCUGAUCCCUCUACUGGCAGAGGACAGCAUCAUGCUAUUUCCCGGUGGGAUGAUUCUAUCCAAGCAAUCGACGCCCAGCCUCGAAUCGGUCCUAACCAGCGAGAUGUUUGUACCGUGGCAGACGUACACCAUAUCCGAGGACGAGGUACGCUUUCUCGACUCCCACGCGACCUCUGCCCUUAUCACGUACCGGGUGGUGGCUGAACGGGCCGGAGAGGAGAACCCUACAGUUUUCGAGGCGUUAUGCUCGAGUACAUGGCGGAAGAUGAACCAGUCCGACAGAGACCCUGGUCGCUGGGAGAUGGUAUCUCAUCAGCAGACUCCUAUCUGA